Molecule: messenger RNA, 435 nt
Organism: Dicrocoelium dendriticum
Lineage: Eukaryota; Metazoa; Platyhelminthes; Trematoda; Plagiorchiida; Dicrocoeliidae
Source: the annotation of a GenBank genome assembly
AUGAAAGCCCCCUUACUGUUCCCUAUCUUCCUAGUUGCCCUACUGUUUUUACUGCUAAUCAGUCCGAACACCGCCACAUUUUGGAACUAUCGCCGCCGCGCUGUUUUGUCCAAUCGUAUCACAGCGGAUCGUGAGUUGUGGCUCACUCGCCUCAUCUUACGUACUCAUCCGCGGUCGAAUGAAACCUUGUUCCAUAGACAGUGGAUUGUUCGGAAUUGCUAUCCGGAAAUUGGUUCUUUGCUGGACACGGAAUUUGAGCUAUGCGACCAGCUGGCGGAUUUAUACCGGAUGCAGUACGGUGUGUGGGAUUAUCGGCGGUUUCUGCUACGCUCCACUGUGGGACUUCAGGCACUGGCUACCUCCCAGUCUUUUAGCUCGCAUAUGUCCUCUUGCGGUUGCGUGGUGGCGAAACGUCUGCACGAGGUACCAGCCUAA